Molecule: messenger RNA, 312 nt
Organism: Geodia barretti
Lineage: Eukaryota; Metazoa; Porifera; Demospongiae; Tetractinellida; Geodiidae
Source: the annotation of a GenBank genome assembly
GACCCUGGGCCGGAUUCGCUCGGAACAAAGUGCUACUACGCAGCCUGCUGCUGGCUGGGAACGCAGACGUGACUCAGGGUCAUGUCUCAAGACUCUGUGGCAGUCCGCACCGAUGCGGAACCCCAGACGACCACUGAGGUCGAGUUGGAGAACUUGGAAGCUCCUGUCCACAGUAGAGGAUCAUCCCACCGAUGCAAUCAGCAGGACUGGGGUUGUACCUGUGCUGGUCAGUUGUCUGCAGAGCUCCAGGUUAGUACCCGAAAUGGUUCAGUAAAUUCUUCUGAUUAUCAACUUAACAAAAGGCACUAAUAA